UCCACCCCCUCCCAAACUGUAUUUAAGGGUUGGCAGUGUAAACAAGGAUGUUUUGCUAGAGAUCCCUGUGUACCUUGGGCCUUCUGAAGAUGGCUGCUCUCUGUCAGAGUGCCAACCACAGCCAGAUAGGCUUCCCAGGUGUGUGGCUUCCCACUGUCUUUGCUUGUUCUCAGCCUCUAUGUGAAGCUGCAGUAGAGGCCUUAAUGCAGAGGUCAGUGCAGAUUUCUGAAGCUGAAGGAAAAGGUGAAAUUCUUCCCCCAACCAUACAAAAUAUAAUAAAAGGAUACAACAAAUAUCUACGUCCAUUUUUUGACAAUGGUCCUGUGUCUGUUGGAAUGAGUCUGGAUAUUGCAAGCAUUGAUACCAUAUCAGAAAUAAACAUGGAUUACACGGCAACCAUAUUUCUGAGGCAGCGGUGGACUGAUGAGAGGCUUUGUUUUGAUGGCAAUAAGAGUUUAAGUUUAGAUGGUCGGCUUGUGGAAAUGCUCUGGGUCCCAGAUACUUUCAUAGUUGAUUCAAAAAAGUCUUUUCUUCAUGAUAUCACUGUUGAGAAUCGUCUGAUAAGAAUAUACCCUAACGGAACAGUCUUGUAUGCUAUACGGAUCACCACAACUGUUGCAUGCAGCAUGGACCUUACCAAAUACCCAAUGGAUAAGCAGACGUGUACCUUGCAACUGGAAAGCUGGGGUUACAACAUCAACGAUGUCAUGUUUUACUGGACUAGAGGAAAUGAUUCUGUUCGUGGGUUGGACACACUCCAGCUGGCACAGUAUACAGUGGAAGACCACUUUACCUCAGUAUCUGAAGCAGUAUAUGAAACAGGACGCUACCCCAAGUUAGUGUUUCACUUUGAGCUCAAGAGAAACAUCUUGUAUUUCAUACUAGAGACAUAUGUACCAUCAAUUCUCCUGGUUGUGCUCUCCUGGGUGUCAUUUUGGAUAAGCCAGUCAUCUGUUCCAGCCAGAAUCUGCAUAGGUGUUACCACAGUCCUCACUAUGACAACACUGAUGAUGGGAGCCAGGACUUCACUCCCAAAUGCUAACUGCUUUAUUAAGGCAAUUGAUGUGUACCUUGGCAUCUGUUUCAGUUUCAUCUUUGGAGCAUUGUUAGAGUAUGCCGUGGCUCAUUUCUGCACCCUGCAUCGACCCAGUUCAAAGGAAAUUCCAAAGGUAUUUUAACUCUCUUAUUGUUGGCCUACAAAGCAGACUUCAAUUCUAACUGCUGAAAAGAAUCAAUUAUCUUAUUUAGCACUAAUAGUAAAUGUAUGUAAGGAAUUUUAUAUUUUAAUGUAAUGACAGUAAUAAGUAAAUAACCUCAAGAAAUAAGAAAAAGGUUUUGAAUUCCUGGAUCAUUUUGAAAGAGAAAUCAAAUGAAGUGAAACACUAGUGUGAUACAUGUACAGGCAUUCACCUUUUCUCUGGCAUACACCUACUCACUGUUCAAAAAUUGGACCGAGCAAGGUGGCUUGAUCUUAUUGCAGUACAGGAAAAAAACCCACAAAGAACACUUGCAUUAAUCACAUACCAUUUAUGAAACCUUCUGCACAUGUAUGGAAUGUGAGUCAGCUUACUAGCAGAAAGCUUCAUGCCUCAGUUCCCUGUAGCCUUCCACCUACAUCUUCUGUCUCAGCAGCUGCAGACUGUGAUUCACUUUCUGUUCUGCGUCAUUAUUAUAGCAGAGCUUUUUAUUGCUCUAGUGAGCUUCCCAGAACUCUGAAAUGUUGUGAAGUAUACUUAAAAUAAUGAAGGAUCAAAUCAACAUAGGCGUUUAUGAGACUGGUGGUUGUCAUCUUGCUGAAAUAAUCAGGACAGGUUCAUGAAAAAGUUUUGUCAUAUCCUCCAUCUUCAGUGUUUGGCAAAAAAAUAACUAGAAAGUUAGAAACUGAUUGUCUUAAAGCUUUUCAUUAUGGAACAGAGUUUAAUAUGCAUGAAAGAA
Messenger RNA from Phasianus colchicus (ring-necked pheasant), 1935 nucleotides. Its product is annotated as gamma-aminobutyric acid receptor subunit pi-like. The record is from RefSeq and is a predicted model, not a curated record. Lineage: Eukaryota; Metazoa; Chordata; Aves; Galliformes; Phasianidae. Gene Ontology annotation, molecular function: transmembrane signaling receptor activity; extracellular ligand-gated monoatomic ion channel activity. Gene Ontology annotation, biological process: monoatomic ion transmembrane transport. Gene Ontology annotation, cellular component: membrane.